GAAUGACAAGGCCCGGAUCCAUAAGAAAAACCCUAGCUGCAUAGCUUCGUUCUAGUCACGCCGUUUAAAUUUGAGGUAAAGCUUUGAUAGGAGUGUGCUGUUCCAAGUCCCAUAGCAGCGAUGGGAAUCGAUCUUAAGGCUGGGGGUAAGAGCAAAAAGACCAAAAGAACAGCACCAAAAUCCAAUGACAUCUACCUCAAAUUACUUGUCAAGCUUUAUCGGUUCCUUGUUCGAAGGACUGGCAGCAAUUUCAAUGCUGUUAUACUCAAGCGCUUGUUCAUGAGCAAGGUUAACAAGCCUCCAAUUUCUUUGUCAAGGUUAAUUAAGUAUACAAAGGGGAAGGAGGAUAAAAUUGCUGUAAUAGUGGGGACUGUAACUGAUGAUAUCAGAGUAUAUGAAGUUCCAGCAUUGAAAAUUACAGCACUCAAGUUUACUGAGAGAGCACGUGCAAGAAUAGAAAAGGCUGGUGGUGAAUGCUUGACAUUUGAUGAGCUUGCCCUUAGGGCUCCUUUGGGACAGAAUACGGUCCUUCUUAGAGGCCCCAAGAAUGCUCGGGAAGCUGUGAAACACUUUGGUCCUGCUCCUGGUGUGCCACACAGCCAUACCAAGCCCUAUGUACGAGCAAAGGGAAGAAAGUUCGAGAGGGCUAGAGGAAGGAGGAACAGCAGAGGAUUUAGAGUUUAAGAAAUAUAAUAUAACUUUGUUCUAUUUUUUUUUUUUACAAUUGUUCACUUCUGAAAUUAAACUUUUUGCUCUAGGCGUCGGUGACAGUUUUUAUGAUAUUUCUGUUCUGAUAACAUAUCGUGGCUCCCAUGUUUUACAUUGACGUGUAUUACAAAAAACUAGCAUUUGAUUUUUUGAUUCCCCUUAUUGACUAUUGAGUGGCCACUCUUUAUAAUGUUGCA
Molecule: messenger RNA, 905 nt
Organism: Glycine soja
Lineage: Eukaryota; Viridiplantae; Streptophyta; Magnoliopsida; Fabales; Fabaceae
Product: 60S ribosomal protein L18-2-like
Exons: 5
Coding region: 121-684 (187 amino acids)
Biological process (GO): translation
Cellular component (GO): cytosolic large ribosomal subunit; ribosome
Molecular function (GO): structural constituent of ribosome; RNA binding
Source: RefSeq, a predicted model, not a curated record